Molecule: messenger RNA, 1496 nt
Organism: Dothidotthia symphoricarpi CBS 119687
Lineage: Eukaryota; Fungi; Ascomycota; Dothideomycetes; Pleosporales; Dothidotthiaceae
Product: 2-epi-5-epi-valiolone synthase
Exons: 4
Coding region: 1-1386 (461 amino acids)
Biological process (GO): antibiotic biosynthetic process
Molecular function (GO): 3-dehydroquinate synthase activity
Source: RefSeq, a predicted model, not a curated record
AUGUCUGACCUUAAGGCUUCCGUCACCGAGACCCAGAACGGCUUCCAUGUCGAGGGUUACGAGAAGAUUGAAUACGAAUUCACCUUCCUCGAUGGCAUCUUCAACACUGCCAACCCCCAGCUCUCCAAAUGCUACGAGCGUUGGGGCCGCUGCCUUGCUGUCAUGGAUUUGAACAUCUUCAACAUCUACGGCAAGCAGAUGCAGGCAUACUUCGACCACUACAACCUGCCAUUGACGAUUCACAAGACCAUGAUUGGCGAGAAGGCCAAGUCCAUGGAGACCUUGUUGAGCAUCGUCGACUCCAUGACUGAGUUCGGUAUCAUCCGCAAGGAGCCCGUUCUGACAGUGGGUGGAGGGUUGGUGACUGAUGUUGCUGGUUUCGCGUGUGCUGCAUACCGACGAACCACCAACUACAUCCGUAUCCCCACCACCGUCAUCGGCCUGAUCGACGCCAGCGUCAGCAUCAAGGUCGGUGUCAACUACGGCAACUACAAGAACAGGCUAGGUGCUUACCACGCACCUAUGCACACAUUCCUCGACUUCGGUUUCCUGAAGACUCUUCCUGAGGCACAGGUCCGAAACGGUUUCGCAGAGCUCAUCAAGAUCUCUACUUGCGGCCACAGGCCCACAUUCGACCUGUUGGACAAGUACUGCGAGCAGUUGAUCACCACACGCUUCGGUCGUGAGGGUGACAACGAGGAGGUUCGCAAGGCUGCGGAUGAAAUAAACCGCGCCGGUAUCCACGAGAUGCUUAAGCUCGAGACACCCAACCUCCACGAGAUCGGUCUUGACCGUGUUAUCGCUUAUGGACACACAUGGAGUCCUCUCCACGAGCUCUCUCCUCCUGUGCCCCUUCGUCACGGUCACGCCAUCUCUAUCGACAUGGCGUACUCUGCGACGUUGGCCAACCAGCGCGGUCUCCUGAGCGACGAGGAGCACCGACGCCUACUCAACCUCUUCUCCAGGGCAGGUCUGUCCAUGGACCACGAGAUGUUCGACGAGGAGAUGCUCGAGAAGGCUACCGCAGCCAUUCUCAAGACCCGUGACGGCAAGCUCCGUGCUGCUGUCCCCAACCCCAUCGGCACAUGUGUCUUCCUGAACGAUGUCACAGCCAAGGAGAUGAAUGAGGCUCUGCGACGACACAAGGAGAUCCUCAAGGAGUACCCAAGACAGGGUGCUGGUCUUGAGGCUUUCGUCGAUGCUAGCGACACCGGCUACACAUUGAACGAUGUACCAGUCGAGGAGGCUAUGAAGAAGGACGCGAAGGUCAUGGACGGUCUUAGCAACGGUGCCGUAAAGGACCCUGCUAAGGGCCAGGCUAACACCCUCCCUGACGGUUUGGCUGAGGUGAUGGCGAACGGUUACCCCAACGGGCAUAAGAACUAAGUUUGAGUCGCGAACUAGGAAUUAUAUGCAAGGGUAUAGAUAGUGGUUGAAGCAGGUGGAAAAAGUUCUUCAGUUGGCGGUUGUCUCCAUAUUUCUUAGAGAAAAAACGC